AUGACCGUGGGAGAUGGUGGCAACGGUGUUGUGGGAGACAGCAACGCCAGUGCCAAUGUCCUACAGCCUCACCCAGUGAAGGAGCAGCUACCUGGCAUUCAGUAUUGCGUCAACAGUCCUCCUCCAUGGCUGGAAGCUCUUCUUCUGGGGUUCCAGCAUUAUAUUUUGACUCUUGGGAUGACAAUUAUGAUUCCUAGUUUGAUCGUCCCUCAAAUGGGCGGUGGCAAGCUUGAGAAGGCUUUGGUGAUACAGACCAUGCUUUUUGUAACAGGAUUGAGCACACUCUUGCAGUCUUUGUUUGGAACCAGACUUCCAACUGUGAUCAAUAGUUCAUACUCAUUUGUUAUUCCCACAACUUCUAUUGUCUUAGCUGACAGAUACAGAUCAUUUGCAGAUCCUCAGAAGAGGUUUGAACAGACAAUGAGAGGAAUACAGGGUGCCCUGCUGGUUAGCUCCUGUCUCCCAAUAAUUAUGGGUUUCACGGGCAUAUGGAGAAAUGUUGUAAGGUUUCUUAGUCCACUUUCAGUGGUUCCACUAGUAACUUAUACUGGAAUUGGUCUCUAUCAACUUGGCUUCCCAAAGUUGGCAGAAUGUGUUGAAGUUGGGCUGCCUGAGUUAAUUAUAAUGGUUUUCAUCUCACAGUAUCGUCCUCGCUUCUUGAAGUCCGAGAAGGCCAAAUUUGAUAGAUAUUCGGUGCUGUGUUCCACUGCAAUUGUAUGGGCAUAUGCAGCAAUCCUCACUUCAACUGGAGUGUACAACAAUAAACUCCCAAAAACUCAGCUCAGCUGCCGCACAGACCAGUCUGGUCUCAUUGGUCAAGCUCCUUGGAUAUAUAUUCCUUACCCAUUUCAAUGGGGGAUGCCAACAUUUAAUCCUGGAGAGGCCUUUGCAAUGAUGGCUGCUUCCUUUGUUGCUCUCAUUGAGUCAACAGGUACAUUUAUUGCAACAUCAAGAUAUGCGAGUGCCACACCCGUGCCACCUUCUGUCCUUGGCCGUGGUACCGGCUGGCUGGGUAUGGGUGUGUUGCUGGAUAGUCUGUUUGGUAGUGUAGCUGGAUCUUCUGCAUCAGUUGAAAAUGCUGGCCUAUUGGCACUGACCAAAGUUGGGAGUCGAAGAGUCACUCAGAUAUCAGCUGCAUUUAUGAUUUUUUUCUCCAUAUGUGGAAAAUUCGGAGCAGUGUUUGCAUCAAUACCUUUGCCAAUUGUAGCAGCUUCAUACUGUAUUUUAUGUGGUUAUGUUUCUUCUGCAGGCCUCAGUUUCCUCCAGUUCUGUAACCUGAACAGUUUCAGAACAAAAUUUAUAAUUGGUUUCUCUCUAUUCAUGGGCAUUUCAAUACCACAGUACUUUAAUGGCUAUCAAAUAAGUGCAAGACCAGGUCCUCUACACACUCAUACUAAAUGGUUCAACAAUUUACUGGAGAUUAUUUUUAUGUCCAAUGCAACCGUGGCUGCUAUAAUUGCAUUGCUCUUGGAUCAAACUCUUGACUGUAAGGCUGAAGCAACUCCGAAGGAUAACGGGCUGCAGUGGUGGGAGAAGUUCAACUUGUACAAAUCAGAUGUUAGGACAGAUGAAUUCUAUGCUUUACCAUGCCGACUCAAUCAGCUCUUCCCAUCUUUCUAAACAAACAUAAAUUUGAACAGUCAAUAUCACAUCAUGCCUUGUCCCCCCAUCCAUGUUUUAUUUUUCAAAAGAGGCAAGCACAGGAAUGGCACAGCAAGUUCCCAAGUUGAUUUGAAGUGGGGAUUCAUGGAGACUAUACCAGGUUCAAGGGUUCAUGCCAUACAGAGCUUUUGUAGAUAAUCUUUGCUUGCAUUUAUGAUCAGUAGAUAAAUGCAUCUGGGUUUUGCCAACACUGUUUCUAAGCUUAAUGUGCUUGGACAAUUUAAACCUUUGAUUUUGGUUUUUGUGCUCAAGUUCUCAUGUAUUAUGGAUGUGUAGAAGAUUGAACAUGCAUUGGAGUUGGUUCUUUUGAUUUAACAACUCAAAAAUGAAAUAUUUCAAGUAAACACCAUAAA
This is a messenger RNA of Malania oleifera, 2015 nucleotides long. Its product is annotated as nucleobase-ascorbate transporter 7-like. The transcript has 14 exons. Gene Ontology annotation, biological process: transmembrane transport. Gene Ontology annotation, molecular function: transmembrane transporter activity. The record is from RefSeq and is a predicted model, not a curated record. NCBI's taxonomy places the organism in Eukaryota, Viridiplantae, Streptophyta, Magnoliopsida, Santalales, Ximeniaceae. Gene Ontology annotation, cellular component: membrane. The coding region runs from base 1 to 1620 and encodes 539 amino acids.